This is a messenger RNA of Beta vulgaris subsp. vulgaris (sugar beet), 860 nucleotides long. RefSeq names its product organelle RRM domain-containing protein 2, mitochondrial. The transcript is spliced from 3 exons. NCBI's taxonomy places the organism in Eukaryota, Viridiplantae, Streptophyta, Magnoliopsida, Caryophyllales, Amaranthaceae. Gene Ontology annotation, molecular function: RNA binding. The record is from RefSeq and is a predicted model, not a curated record. Bases 143 to 577 code for a protein of 144 amino acids.
UUAUUAUUAUUUCUUUUUCUACUUUUUGCUUCUCUCCAACUUUCCUUUUAUAUCCCAUUAUCUCAAACCUUAGUUUUUCGCAAAUCAAAAACCCUAAACCCUAAAACCCCAAAUCAAUUUUCUCAUUUCUCAGCUUUUAACUAUGGCAUUUGCUCAAAAUCUUCGUAAUAUUUACAACAGACUUUCUUCUGCUUCACCAAUUCUUCAAUCGCAACUCUCUUCAAUUCGCCUCAACGCCACUCUCACUUCUCCUAAGCUCUUCGUCAGCGGUCUUUCAAGACAGACUACAGAUGAAAAAUUCAAAGAAGCGUUUGCUGCCUUUGGAGAGCUUGUUGAAGCAAAAGUUGUUGUGGACAGACCUACGGGUAAAUCAAAGGGAUUCGGUUUUGUGACAUAUGCCAAUAUCGAAGAUGCCGAGAGAGCACGUGAAGGAAUGAACUCCAAGUUCUUAGAUGGUUGGGUUAUCUUUGUUGAUCCUGCUAAACCAAGGGAGCCUAGACCGCCACCUCAACACGAGUCACAACCUCAACAAAGUGGCUUCACCGUAAAUAAAACUGUUGGAUGGUGCGGCCAAUGAAAGCCUGCUUAUAUCUCGCAACUGGGAAAUCAAUUAAAAAGAUAUAUUGACAAGGUACUAAAGCAUUAUUAAGACUUAAUAGUGGAUAAAGUACAAAUUUUGUUUGAUGACUCGUUAAUAGUGUACACUGGAACAAGAUUGGUCACUUUAUGCUCUUUUGGAGUUUUGGUGAGUGAUUGUUGAAGUAGUUGGAUGUUUUUGGCAAUGACAAAUUCACAUAAAACUAUUGCAUAUUCCUAGUAUUAUUAGAUGAAUAAAUAAACUGUUGAUUUUAUUUUGUUUA